Trypanosoma brucei brucei TREU927 is the source of this 345-nucleotide messenger RNA. RefSeq lists its product as hypothetical. The transcript has a single exon. The record is from RefSeq and is a predicted model, not a curated record. The coding region runs from base 1 to 345 and encodes 114 amino acids. NCBI's taxonomy places the organism in Eukaryota, Euglenozoa, Kinetoplastea, Trypanosomatida, Trypanosomatidae.
AUGCUCUCCUCCACCGCCUUGUUGUUGCGUGGCCAGUACAAGACGCGUCUCAAGAAGCGUAUGGUGGGUUUCAUCCCCAAGGUUAUCCCCAGGAAGAUAAAAAACAAUAUGGUAGCACUGCGCAGUGAGGCAAACACCGGGCACAUGGAGGGAUACCUCAAGACGGAGACAGAGCGACUAGAUGCUACAGGGCGAAAAGUGCAAAAGGUGCUCUGGGAUCCAGUGCUGCAGCGGCACUGCUUGUUCAAGGAAACGAAAAUAAAAGGACCAUUCAUGACCAAGUCGGCGAUAGCGAAGAAGGUGGAUUUCCCCAUUGGUGGUGCGGAAAAGAUGUUGAAGAAAUAA